Messenger RNA from Hevea brasiliensis (rubber tree), 5335 nucleotides. RefSeq names its product ethylene-insensitive protein 2.1. Gene Ontology annotation, biological process: ethylene-activated signaling pathway; metal ion transport. Lineage: Eukaryota; Viridiplantae; Streptophyta; Magnoliopsida; Malpighiales; Euphorbiaceae. Gene Ontology annotation, molecular function: cadmium ion transmembrane transporter activity; manganese ion transmembrane transporter activity. Bases 928 to 4773 code for a protein of 1281 amino acids. The record is from RefSeq and is a predicted model, not a curated record. Gene Ontology annotation, cellular component: membrane. The transcript is spliced from 8 exons.
UGCAGAAAAGGGAAAGCCAUGCCAAGCCAUGCCAAAAAAACACCACCUAUAUAUAUUUCUCUUUUCACUUUCACCAUCCGUUUCUUUCUCCACCACUUUGCCUGGAAACUGAGAGCUUCUUCUGAUCUCUCUAGAAAAAUUGGAACAGAAAGCAAACACUUUGCUAUUAUUAUUAAGUGCGUCUGCGUGUCCUCUCCUAAAGCUCCCUCUUGCCUCUUUGAGAUCUAUUUGCUUCGUCAACUAGAUAGAGAUUGCAGAGAGAGGACAACGAGAGAUACGUACUUAGAUACAGACAUAGAUUGAGAGGGAGAGCACAGCAGCGUUGGACUAAUUGUUUGUUGAAUCGGGACAUCAAAGGAGAUAGAAUUCAAAUAAUUCGUGGAAGUAUCACAUGGAUUGGUCUAAACAGCUACUCAUGGUCAGGAGAUGAGUAGGGUAUCUAGCAGGAGGGCAUUACAGUUACUCCACGAUUGCAUGCAACUUAAUUUAAGUCCAAGGAUUCUAUUGCUAUCUGAUGAUCACAGAUAAUGUUGGAAUGUACUUCUAGCUGGCAAUCAUAUUAAUUUUUCCAUGGGGAGAUUUUGCUGAUUUGAUCAGUCAAAUUACAUUUCCUAAGGCUGCAAGUCCAGCAAUAUCUCUGCUGUUCUUUUAUACGCUUAUACUGCAUAGUUGUGUGCUUCAUAGAAUUGGAUUUGGCUUUGGCUUUACUGAGACAAAGCAUGUUUAAUUGAGCGACUUGCUAGUGUUUUCACUGAAUAUUCAGUGAUAGGUGGAACAAACUCUCAGAUAUGCAGAUUUAAGCAGCAAGUAGCAAUGUAAUUUAUUUGGCUUGACAUUCAUUGGGGGGGUUGUUCUUUUGGCUGGAGUGCUAUUUAAGUAUCAUCUUGCCCUGUUACUUACAUUUUACUUGUAGUACCAAUCAGUAACAUGGAGACUAAGUUUGUGAAUGUUAACAAUCUAUCGGGUAUCCUUCAUCGACUGCUUCCUGCUGUUGGACCUGGACUUUUGAUCGGAAUUGGAUAUGUUGACCCUGGAAAGUGGGCAGCAACUGUUGAAGCAGGUGCUCAUUUUGGAUAUGAUUUAGUCCUGCCUAUGCUCAUUUUCAAUUUUACUGCUAUUUUGUGCCAAUACCUCUCAGCUCGAAUUGGUGUGGUUACUGGAAGAGAUCUUGCCCAGAUUUGUCACGAUGAGUAUGACAAGUUCACGUGCAUGUUUCUUGGAGUUCAAACAGCACUUUCUGUGAUUGCAUUGGACCUCACUAUGAUCCUUGGUAUUGCACACGGUCUUAAUCUUCUCUUUGGGGUAGACUUGUCUACUGGUGUUUUUUUAACUGCUGUUGAUGCUGUUUUAUUUCCACUUUUUGCCACCCUCCUCGAGAGAUUCAAGGCGAAUUUCCUAUGCAUGUGUGUGGCCGGCUUUAUAUUGCUUUUUUAUUUUCUUGGAGUGCUUACCAGUCAAAGAGAAAUUCCACUUUCCUUCAACGGGAUGCUGUCAAAGUUAAGUGAGGAAAGUGCAUUUGCCCUGAUGAGUCUUCUUGGAGCUAAUAUUAUGCCUCAUAAUUUUUACCUCCAUUCAUCUUUUGUGCUGCAGCAUCAGGGUUAUCAGAAUAUUUCUAAGGGUGCCUUGUGUCAUUGCCAUUUUUUUGCCAUCUUAUGCAUCUUUAGUGGCAUUUAUCUGGUGAAUUAUGUGCUUAUGAACUCAGCUGCAAGUGUGUUCAACAGUACUGGCCUUGUUUUGCUUACUUUUCCUGAUGCAAUGUCACUAAUGGAACAGGUGUUCAGAAGUCCUGUGGCACCCCUUGCCUUUUUAAUCAUUUUGUAUCUUACAAGUCAAAUCACAGCAUUAGGCUGGAAUCUUGGUGGACAAGUAGUCUUACAUGAUUUCCUUGGACUAGAUAUACCUAAUUGGCUUCAACAUGCUACGAUCAGAGUUAUUGCCAUUGUUCCAGCUCUUUAUUGUGUAUGGACUUCAGGAGUAGAAGGAAUAUACCAGCUGCUUAUUUUUACACAGGUUACAAUUGCACUGCUACUUCCGUCUUCUGUGAUCCCACUUUUCCGGGUUGCAUCAUCAAGGCCGAUAAUGGGUGUCUACAAAAUUUCUCAGCUUUUGGAGUUUGUAGUACUGAUUAUUUUCAUGGGUUUGCUAGGCUUAAAGAUUAUAUUUGUGGUAGAAAUGAUUUUUGGUGACAGUGAUUGGGUUGGUAAUUUGAGAUGGAACAUGGGUAGUGGUGCAUCAGUUGCUUACAUUGCACUUCUUAUAACUGCUUGUUCGUCAUUUUUUUUGAUGCUUUGGUUAGCAGCAACACCAUUGAAAUCUGCAACACUCUUAGAUCCUCAGGUAUUGAACAGGGAAGUACCCGAUUCAGCUGAACCAUCCACAUUGAAGGAGGAAAGUCUUUUAUGUGAAACUAUACAUGAUGGAGUGGAACCCAUUCAGAAUGAGGAAGAAUUGCCAGAACCAGGGAAGAUUUAUUCUGAUAGAAGUGGUCCAAAUGCUGAACCUGAUUUGCCUGAGACAAUCAUGGAAUCUGAUCAGGAACUGCAUUUGAAAGCUAUUAACGAAAGUCAUUCUGAUGUUAAGUUUCAUAGCCCGUCAAUAACUUAUCAGGAGGAAUCAACUUCCACAAUAGACACCGUAUCAGUAUCAACUUCUGUUGAUGAAGUUGUUGAUGGUGAUCUGCAGGUCAUUGCAAUGGUUAAGGAUGAGUCAGUGGAACCAAUUGAAAAGACUGGGGGGAUAGAGGGAGAUUUACAGCCUGAAAAGGAGGAUGAUGAGGGAGAUACUUGGGAGACUGAAGAAUCGUCCAAAGUAGUUCCUGGAAGCACAUCUCUGACAUCUGAUGGUCCACCAUCAUUUAGGAGUCUAAGUGGAAAGAGUGAUGAAAAUGGGAAUGGUGCUGGAAGUCUUUCAAGAUUAGCUGGGUUGGGGCGUGCUGCAAGGCGUCAAUUAGCUGCAUUUCUUGAUGAAUUUUGGGGACAGUUGUUUGAUUUUCAUGGGCAAGCAACUCAAGAAGCGAAGAACAAGAAACUGGAUUUGUUGCUAGCUGAUUCAAAGCUUGCAUGUUUCUCAUUGAAAGUGGAUAUUAAAGGAAAGGAAUUUAGUAGAUAUUACCCACCUUUUGGUGGCAGGGGAACCAAUUCUAUGAUUAAUACGAGUUUAUGUGAUUCCCCCAAGCAGCUGAGGGUGCAAAGCAAUAUGGACUCUUCAUAUGGAGUUCAAAGGGGAUCAUCCUCAUUGUGGUCCAACCACAUGCAAUUGCUGGAUGCAUAUAUGCAAGGUUCCAGCCACAAUGCUGUUGACUCUUCAGAGAGGCGGGAUUCUAGUGUGCGCACUUUUCCUUCUUCUGAGGGCUGGGAUAGCCAGCCAGCUACGGUACAUGGUUAUCAUAUUGCAUCUAUAGUCAAUAGAAUUGCUAAGGACAGAAGUUCCAAUUGCGUGAAUGGUCAAAUGGAAUCCCUGUCUUUGGGCCCAAGAAACUAUAGGGAUCCAGUUGCUGUUGCUUUGGGGCAAAAAUUGCAAAAUGGAUUAAGUUCUCCACAAGCCUCAAGGUAUCAGAACUUUGCAGCAUCUGGAAACAGCCCGCUGCAAUCAGAAAGACCAAGUAAUGAUGUUUGGUUUUCUGGAUCUGUUGAUAACACAGUGAUGACAACAAAUUCAAAGAAAUAUCAUAGUUUGCCCGACAUUUCAGGACUUGCUGGUCCUUACAGGGACAUGUAUCUGUCUGAAAAGGGUACUCAGUGGGACAAUACUGUUGGAUUUGGAGCAACUGUUGGGAGAACAAGUUAUGAGCCUUCCUUCUAUUCAAAUUCUGGAUCAGGAAUGCGAGGUUCUUUGGCUUUUGAUAAUGUAUCAAAAGGAUAUGGGGAUGCUUUCUCUUAUUCUAUGAGUUCAGACCAUGAAUCCAUCUGGUCCAAACAGCCAUAUGAACAGUUUGGCAUUGCAGAUAAAAGUCGUGCUGUUGGGAGUGGAGUGGGAAAUAGGUCAAAUUCAAGUACUCAAGAAACUCUCUCUCUUGUGGAUUCAGAGGCUCAGCUUCUUCAAUCAUUCAGAUGUUGCAUUGUUAAGCUUUUGAAAUUGGAAGGGUCUGAUUGGCUAUUUAGGCAAAACGAUGGAGCUGAUGAAGAUUUAAUUGAUCAUGUGGCUGCUAGAGAGAUGUGUUUGUAUGAAGUUGAAACAAGAGAGAGAAAUCGCAUGGUUCACAUGGGUGAGCCUCAGUAUUCCUAUUCUGAUAGGAAGUCUGUUUCUGCAUUGAAGAAUGAUGAGGCUGGUAUAACCAACAUUCUGGUUUCAUCAGUUCCUAAUUGUGGAGAGGGCUGUGUUUGGAGGGCAGAUUUGAUAAUAACCUUUGGGGUUUGGUGCAUUCACCGGAUUCUUGAUUUGUCAGUCAUGGAAAGCCGACCAGAGUUGUGGGGAAAAUACACUUAUGUGCUUAAUCGUCUUCAGGGGAUCAUUGACCUGGCAUUUUCAAAGCCCCGUAGUCCGUUGUCCCCAUGCUUCUGCCUUCAACUCUCUGCAGCAUAUCAGCGUAGGUCAAGCCCACCUGGAACAAAUGGAAUGUUGCUCCCUGCUGCCAAACCAAGGAGGAGGGAAUGCACUACUGCAGCAACGCUGCUUGAAUUAAUCAAGGAUGUGGAGACUGCAAUAUCUGGCCGAAAGGGUCGAUCAGGCACUGCCGCUGGUGAUAUAGCUUUCCCAAAGGGAAAAGAAAAUUUGGCUUCUGUGCUUAACCGCUACAAGAGGCGAUUAUCCAACAAGCUGAGCGGGAGUAAAUGAGGGGUCUAAGUCAAGCAAGGUUGUGAGAUAAGGUUCUCAAUCUGCCUCAACCUCAAGUGGGUAAAUAUAGGGCUGCUUGAUUUUGAAAAGCAGCGUAUAUACUCUGAUCAGAAGUUUAGUUACGGGGCUCUCUCUCUUGUGUAUUUAAAAGUUAAUGUGCUGCAAAUUUUACUUGGUUGUGUGUUAUAUAUACAUAGGAUAAAGACUAAGGGAUACGUAAUUGCAGCAUGAUUAAAGAAAAUGGUAGAAAGGUGGAAAGUUGCUUGAAACGCAUUUUCUGGUUUCAGUAACUUGUCACCUUCAAGGCAAUGUAGAUUAUUGCAUUGGGUGGGGGGAAAGUUUCUAUACCUAAUCUCUAUCCUACUAAAAAUGGUGUAUAUCUUUAGUUUCUCUACUGAAAAACAGACAAUGUUACUGCCUUUUUGAGUUUACAACAGCUCAUGUAAAACAGGAGCUUGAUUGUGUCAUUGUUCAGUUGCUCUAGCACAUCUCAGGAAUUGACUGUGUAUCACUUCAGGGAUGGAAAUAUUCAAAAAUGGAUGUCAGCUGUUUAGCCGUUCAA